ACUCACGAAGUCGGCCAUCUUUUUUGCAACUUUCUUUCAUCUUCGUCAACUGCAAAGUGCGUGUUCGCGUGGUGCCGGUAAAAAGUGCAAAUUUGUGCUAGAAAACAACGCUUCCGUUGCAUCAAUUGUCGGUUAUUUCAUCACUGGUAUCAUCAGCAACUAGUUUGUAGUUGGUUCUCGAAAGGUGUGCAUCUCAUCCUUGAUUUGACUAAGUUUUGAAAGUGAUGGAUAACGAUAACGAUCAGCAGAACAACCGGGACCGUUCCCGCCGUAGCGAUCGUGGCCGUAAUAGUUCCCGCUUUAGCAACGAUCGGGACCGUAGCCGUGAUCGUGAGCGGGGCGAUUGUCGCAGAAUUUACGUCUCGAACGUACCGUACGAGUACCGUUGGCAAGAUCUGAAGGAUCUGUUCCGCAAGGAGGUCGGCGAUGUGUCGUUCGUCGAGUUGUUCCACGAUGAGAACAAUAAGCCCAGAGGCUGCGGAAUUGUGGAAUUCGAAAAGGCCGAACACGUACAAUCCGCUCUGGACAAAAUGAACAGAUUUGACAUCAACGGCCGACAGUUGGUAAUAAAGGAGGAUUAUGGAAACGAACGGGACAAGUACGGACGCGUCGUGCCCAAAUCGUUCCGCGGAGGAGGGGACCGCGACGAUAGUAGCCGACGACGAGAUCGUGAUGAUGAUCGAAUUUCGGGACGUGAUGAUGGUGGUGGUUUCAAUCCGGACUUCAAUACCUACGGUCUCAGCAUCAAGUUCUUGGAAGGUCUCGGCAUUCAGGGGCCUCUGCAUACCCGUAUCUUCAUUGCCAAUCUUGAUUACAAGGUCGAUGCUAAAAAGCUUAAGCAGGUCUUUAAGAUGGCCGGAAAGGUCCAGAAUGUGGACUUGUCUGUCGAUAAAGAUGGCAACAGCCGGGGUUUCGCAGUCGUUGAGUACGAUCAUCCCGUCGAGGCUGUCCAGGCUAUUUCAAUGUUCGACAGGCAAAUGUUGUUCGAUCGUCGCAUGACUGUCCGUCUCGAUCGCGUACCGGAGAAGGGUGAGCUUAACCGUCUACCGGAGGGGUUGAAGGGUAUCGGUAUCGGUCUAGGUCCGAACGGCGAACCAUUGAAGGACGUGGCUCGUAAUCUUCCCACGUUGCAACAGAAUAAUCAGGUUCAGAACAAUUCCAUCCAAAACGCUGCUCCGACUCCAGUUCAGCCUCCACUUGGUGCCAACUUAUUGAGCGCUGCGUCCGGAUUGAACAGCAAUCUCGCCGCUCAGCUUAGCAGCGUCGUUGGCUUGUCCAAUCUAACUGGUAAUUUGCAGAAUUCGCUUUUGAGCAAUGCUGCGGCUGGUUUGUCGAAUUUGACGGGCUUAGGUAAUCUCACCGGAGCCGGUGGUGGUGGUCUUGCUGGACUUGGUGGAUCCGGUAAUUCCGGAUUAGCUGGUCUUGGCUCUCUUGGCGGAGGAGGUAAUGACGGUGGUCUUGGUGGCAACAACUUCAAUCAGAACUACUCUUCUGGAGCUUUUGGAGGCAGCGGUGGCGGAAACCGAGGAAACGAUUACGACAUGGGAUCGUCCAACGUUCGCAAUUACAGCACUGCGCCUAAUGAUGAUUACGGUCGAAACUAUGGCAGCAUGAACAACGGAAACAAUCGUAAGACAUCUGACACGAUUGUAAUCCGCAACAUGCCCGUUUCCUGGACAUGGCAAACUCUCCGUGACAAAUUCCGUGAUGUCGGAGAAGUAAAGUUUGCUGAAAUUCGUGGACAGGACACCGGCGUUGUUCGCUUCGCCAAAGAGCGAGAUGCUGAGGUUGCCAUAAAAUUAAUGGACGGUUCUCGGUUCGAUGGUCGUACUGUUGAUGUAAACUUCUUCUAAGCACUUAGACGCGGGGGUCAUUCGCUACCGUAUUCACUUCCAGUAAUGAGAAACAUAGCCCUUUUGAGCUACAUUAGCUAUACGUUUUAGUAGGAUGAGUUGGUGUUUUAGUCCCUCGUGUAGGAUUGUACAUUGAGAAUCGUAAGGACGGCUCUUGCUAUUCUCUUUAGAUCAAAUUGCUCACGGGAAUCCCUUUACAUCGUUUUGGUUGUUUUAUCGUUUUAUUUUUGUCGAUAUCAUCAAGAGCUAAAUCGGGCUGCGAAUAUUUUUGAGAAGUAUCGAAAUAUUCGAUAUAUUUGAUUCUUCAGCGUUGUAUCAGUUGACACCAUCUACUAGUAUUCGCAAGGUUCACUUCUGGGUCUGAACAAUUUUAGAGACAAUUAUGUUUUUGGGGCACCGUCUUUGUUUCACUCCAGCAACUAAAAUAUAAUCGUCAAAGGCAAUUGACAGUUUUACACAGCAUAGAUUAGAAUUAUCCUUAAGUUAAAAUAAUGCAAUGAUUUUGAACUGAAUAUUUUGGCAUUAGGAAUAAACACACAGAGUUCAGCAAAUGACAAUAUUAAUUGUCUUUACUCUCCCGGAUCUUUUCUGCAUUGAUGUCGAUUCAGUUUUUUAUUGUUGAAUUUCUGGCUUCAUAAAGCAAUUUGUAUGAGAAAACGCUACCGUCUACGAAUUAAUCAUUUAGGUACCUACUCGUACAUAUUCAACUGAGGUAUGCAUAUAAUUGAUAACAAAUAAAAUUAGACAAACCACUUC
Messenger RNA from Armigeres subalbatus, 2609 nucleotides. It is a transcript of the gene rump, whose product is annotated as myelin expression factor 2. The transcript is spliced from 6 exons. Gene Ontology annotation, molecular function: mRNA binding. NCBI's taxonomy places the organism in Eukaryota, Metazoa, Arthropoda, Insecta, Diptera, Culicidae. Gene Ontology annotation, cellular component: cytoplasm; nucleus. The record is from RefSeq and is a predicted model, not a curated record. Bases 225 to 1853 code for a protein of 542 amino acids.